Messenger RNA from Chrysoperla carnea, 1860 nucleotides. RefSeq names its product protein disulfide-isomerase A3. Gene Ontology annotation, molecular function: protein disulfide isomerase activity. Bases 182 to 1648 code for a protein of 488 amino acids. The record is from RefSeq and is a predicted model, not a curated record. The transcript has 5 exons. NCBI's taxonomy places the organism in Eukaryota, Metazoa, Arthropoda, Insecta, Neuroptera, Chrysopidae. Gene Ontology annotation, biological process: response to endoplasmic reticulum stress; protein folding. Gene Ontology annotation, cellular component: endoplasmic reticulum.
UUCAUAUGGAGACGUGUUAGUGUAUUAGGUACAUUGUCUUAAAAAAAUUUUCAUAAUUAGUAAAUUCGGUGUUUGAAGAAGAAAUCACGGCACGAAAGUGAUUAAAUCAACGUGCUAACAUUUCUUUUUUUCAUUUAAUUCAUUUAAAAACUUUUUUUAAGUCUAAUUAUAAAAUAUAAUUAUGAUUUUAUUUAAGACAUUUGUAUUUUUAACGUUAAGUGCGGUUUGUUUUGCCGGCGAACAAGACGUUCUAGAAUUAGGCGACAGUGAUUUUGAUUCAAUUGGUGAACAUGAAACUGCCCUAGUAAUGUUCUACGCACCAUGGUGUGGACAUUGUAAAAGACUGAAACCAGAGUAUGCAAAAGCUGCCGGUGAAUUAUUAAAGAAUGAUCCUCCCGUGGUACUCGCCAAAGUUGAUUGUACCGCAGCGGGUAAAGAUACAUGUUCUCAACACUCUGUGAGUGGUUAUCCCACAUUAAAAAUAUUCCGUAACGGAAAACUAUCUCAAGAAUAUAAUGGGCCACGUGAAGCAGACGGUAUUGUUAAAUAUAUGCGAGCACAAGUUGGACCUAGCUCAAAGGAAUUAAAAUCCGUACAAGAAUUAGAGAAAUUCUUAGAGAAAGCAGAUCCCGUUGUGGUUGGAUUCUUCAAAAGUGAUAGCGAUUUACAAGUUGCAUUCAAGCAAGUUGCUGAAAAAUUACGAGAACGUACCAUAUUUGGACACAGUUCAAGCGAUGAAGUUCUUAGCAAACAAGACCUUAGUGAUAACGUUGUUUUGUUCCGACCAAAAGUUUUACACAACAAAUUCGAACCAAGCUCAGUUACUUACAAGGGCAAACCAGACGCAGAUGCACUUCAAGCAUGGAUUGCUGCCAAUACUCAUGGCUUAGUUGGUGUACGAACCCGUGACUCUGCUAAAGAUUUCAAAGAACCAUUAGUCGUUGCAUACUACGCCGUCGAUUAUGUCAAGAAUCCAAAAGGCACAAAUUAUUGGCGUAAUCGUAUCUUAAAGGUUGCCAAAGAAUUUGCAGACGAUUUUAGUUUUGCAAUCAGCUCCAAAGAUGAUUUCCAACAUGAAUUAAAUGAAUUUGGUGUAGAUUUUGUUAAAGGAGAAAAGCCAUUAGUAUUUGCACGUAACGCAAAGAAACAAAAAUUCAGCAUGUCUGAUGAAUUCUCAAUUGAAAACUUCCAAAAAUUCUUAACAGACUUGAAAGACGGUAAAUUGGAACCAUUCUUAAAAUCAGAACCAAUUCCAGAAGAUAACAGUGGACCAGUAAAAGUAGCCGUUGGUAAAAACUUCGAUGAAGUUGUCAUGAACAAUGGCAAAGAUACACUUGUUGAAUUCUAUGCACCAUGGUGUGGACACUGUAAAAAAUUGACACCAAUCUACGAUGAAUUAGGUGAAAAAUUAAAGAACGAAGAUGUUGAAAUUGUGAAAGUUGAUGCGACAGCUAACGAUGUACCUCCACUAUUCGAUGUCCGUGGUUUCCCAACAUUAUAUUGGUUACCAAAGAACAGUAAAACAUCGCCAGUACGUUACGAUGGUGGACGGGAAUUAGACGAUUUUAUUAAAUAUAUUGCUGAGCAUGCAACAGAAGAAUUAAAUGGAUGGGAUAGAAAGAGUAAACCGAAGAAAACGGAAUUGUAAACUAGUUAUUAGAAACAAUAAAAUACUUCAUUCGAACACACAAUAGUUACUAAGAGCAAAUUUUUCAAGUUUUUCAUUCCCAUCAUUAAGUUUUUAUUUUAUUUUUUUUCAAUUAAAUUCGUUGUAAUUUUUUUCAUAAAAAAAUUUUAUUAUUAUGUGAUAAAAUUGUGAGUAUAAUAUUUGUAAGUGGUGGAGAUUAUGAUUUUUCUAAA